Molecule: messenger RNA, 2710 nt
Organism: Oncorhynchus nerka (sockeye salmon)
Lineage: Eukaryota; Metazoa; Chordata; Actinopteri; Salmoniformes; Salmonidae
Product: ubiquitin carboxyl-terminal hydrolase 47-like
Exons: 12
Coding region: 551-1573 (340 amino acids)
Biological process (GO): protein deubiquitination
Cellular component (GO): nucleus; cytosol
Molecular function (GO): cysteine-type deubiquitinase activity
Source: RefSeq, a predicted model, not a curated record
AAUCUAAAUCGAAACUGAAAUUUGGAAAACAAAUAUGUCGCACUUCUCUUUCUCGAAGCAGAAAAAUCGGUGAAAUCGGUAAAUUGUUGGUAGGCUACGGUUUUAAUUGUGUUAUCACAGUGCUAAAAUGUACAUGAAACUAACGGAGUAAUCAAGUCAUGAAAUCAUACCGAUAUAUAGGUAUUGUAAGACGCCUGAUGUCCGUUUCCAGGCUUUAUUUCAGCCCUGCUGAAGCUACUAUUCAUGUAGAUUAUUCAUGUGUGCAUGCAUAUUGUUGUGGCGAAUCUUCAAAUAUUUGGAAUUUGAAUCCAUAUGCGAGGUCUACAAUUAGAUUUUAAUACAGACGACAUUUUCCAUAACGCUGUCCACAAAUGAGUGUUGCUGCAGCAGUAACCUCAAAACGAAAAUCCGCGCAAACAGACGUACAAAAAUGAAACUAUGGUGCGUCUUUACGGGUGACGGGCUUUGUUUAUCGAAAAAGGCCUGAAUAAUUAUUGUAAGUAAAAUAAAAACUCAAAGUAGCCUCGUAGCCCAGAUACGGCGUGAAAAAAUGAGUUCCAAGGAGAAUCCUCCAAAGAAAAAAGGAUGCGACAAAGGCAUCGUGAAGAGGUUUAAAAUGAGACUUGACCUCAUAUUUGACUACAAUGGCUUAGUUAAUCAAGGAGCAACCUGUUAUUUGAACAGUGUGCUGCAGGUCCUCUUCAUGACUAAGGACUUCAGAGAGGCUGUGGAAAGUCACUGUGGUCAAGAUCGGAAGACCGCUGAUUUUCACCUGAAAAGCCUUUUCGAGGCGUUAAAGACAAGUGAAACUCACACAAAGGACAUCUUAUCCAUACUUGGCAUUGGGAAUGUUUACGAGCAACGGGAUGCUGCUGAAUAUUUUGAGAAUAUUUUAUGCAUGGUCAAUCCUUAUGUGUCUCAGAUCUUCAAAGGACAUUUGAGACACACGAUGAGAUGUUCAGAAGGUCAUGUGACCAGUGUUGAAACUGGUCCAUUCUGGACUCUGCCACUCUCAAUAGAAAAUCCAUCCGACUCAAACAAAACCUACAGUGUGAGGGAUGGUUUUGAGGAGUUUUUCAAGUCUUCAACUGUCAGUGAGAUGUAUUGCGACCAAUGCAAUGAGAAAACCCGUUCAACCAUUGCAUGUAAAAUGGAACAUCACCCAGAGAUUCUGACUCUGCUCCUCAAGAGGUUUGAGUUUGACUACCACAGUAUGUCAUAUACCAAAAACGACUGCUGUGUUGAAGUUCCUCACACGUUACGGACAAAGAACUGUGACUAUGAACUCUAUGCAGUGGUGGACCAUGUGGGAAGUCUAAGAGGUGGACAUUACACUGCUAGAAUCAAGUCCUAUGAUGAUCACAACUGGUAUGUGUUCGAUGACAGCUACGUCAGACAGCCCAAUCCACAAUCAAUCAGUCAUAUGAAUAAUGAAAGAUCCCAGAGUGUGUAUCUGCUUAUGUACAAGAAAUGUGGGCCAGUUGAGAACAAGUUCUCUGUCACGAAUACCACCGAAGGUGGCUCCCCUUCCUGUUCGGGUGGCGCUCGGCGGUGGUCGUCGCCGGUCUACUAGCUGCCACCGAUCCCUUUUUCCUUUUCGUUUGUUUUUGUCUAAUUGUUUUCACCUGUUCCUUGUUGGGGUUUUGGGAUGGGUGUUAUUUAAGUUAGUUUAGCCCGCUGGUGUUUGUGCGGGCUUGUUGGUUGUUAUGUUUGGUGAUGUAUCGUGUUUUGUUUUGGGUUUUCGCUGUCCAGUGUUUGUAUCUAGGUUUUGGGUUUGUUUAGCGCCAGUGUUUUGGGCAUUCACCCAUGUUUUGGACCUGUUACGUUUUGAAGGACAUGAAAGCGUUUUCCCGUUCAUUUCGCUCUCUGCAUUUGACUCCUCACUCAUUUCACUCACCCGCCGUUACAUUCUCAUUUUCUACUGCGACCUGGCCAAGAUAAAGCAAAAUGGAGAAUGGAGAAAGAAUAUAACAUAUAGACACAUGGACAAGCUGAAUGUGCUUUGUACACUAAGUUUUACCAGCUCCAGUAAAGAGAUCAGAGACUCGGGUGACGUCUACAUCAUCUUUACUAAACAACACAAUUAACAAUUGAAACAAAUAACACAGCAGAGAAAAACAAGGUUUGACCACUCCUCAAAAAUGGCUUCACUCUUGCUCCUCAAAAGAGGCAGACAGUCAUUUUAUUGUAGUCAACUGCCUCCACAUAGAACAUCUCAUAAUGUCUCUGUAAGUGGAACGAGAACAUGAAUGGUUCCUUGAGGAGAAUAUUCUUCAUCCAGGCCAUCAUACAACCGUAGUUCUUUAAGAGUUUUCAGUUUCGUCUAGAAAGAAAACAGAUUGUGGUCAUUGAGUAAUGUAAGGGAACCUCUAGUGAUGUGUGUACAAGAAUGCACCUUACUUUAGCUAAUAGCCUAUGCUGUACCUGAUCCUGCAGAGGGGGGAUCACACAAUCGGAUGGGUAUCCCAAAAAACCCAGGAUGCUGAUGGUAUGUCAGGUGCUUCAGAAACUGUGCUCUGUUGAUUAUUGUUGCCGUGCAACAGCAACAACGAAAGCCACGCUUUAUGAUUGUGACCUCUGAAAGAAAGGAAUAACAGUAAAGUAACAAUCUAUCAAAUUGAAUUAAAUACACUGAUGUAACUGAAAAACAAUAGGGCAAAUAUAAAAAAAAUGUGAAUGUCAAAUAUAUUCAAUAAACAAAGAAAUAGUA